AUGCUUGACGACCCUGUUGACGUCCAUGCGCCAGGAUUUGAUGGGAUGUUGCUGUUGGGGAUCAGCGACAAGGAUGCGCUCGUGCAAUUCGGCAGGGCCAACGCCAUCGACUACGUUGCGCUCAGCUUCACGCGCACGCCCGAUGACGUCACCGAGGCGCGCGCGUACCUGGACAGCGUGGGGCUGGAGGGUGCCAAGAUCAUUGCCAAGAUUGAGAACAAGGAGGGCCUGGUCAACUUCCUGGAGAUCGCCAACGCCGCGGACGCCAUCAUCCUGUCGCGGGGGUCCAUGGGCAACUGCCUCGACCCCGAGAAGAUGUUCCUCGCGCAGAAGAUGCUGCUCUCGUGCAACUAUGCUGGCCGGCCCGUGUUUGUGACGCGCGUGGUGGACACCAUGACCGACGCCCCGCGCCCGACCAGGCGCGCCGCCCGGGCCGCACCGGCUGAGGCCACUGACGUGGCCAACCUGGUGCUGGACGGCGCCGACGGCAUCGUCCUGGGCUCAGAGACGUUCAGGGGGAAGUUCCCGGUGGCGUCGGCUGAGACGGUGGUGGCCAUCGCUCGGCAGGCGGAGCACUCUUAUGACUCGUACAGGUACUACCAGUACGUCACAGAGCGCAUGGGCCUCAACACCCUGGAGACAGUCAUGCACGACAAGACCGAGGCCCUCGCGACUGCGGCGGUGCGCGCCGCGACCAAGCUGCGGGCGGCGCUCAUUAUCGUGUUCACUGUCACGGGCCGCACCGCGCGGCUGAUCGCCAAGUACCGCCCUGGGCAGCCCAUCCUCACGAUGGUGAUGCCGGCCGGCUGGACCCCAAACAAGCCCCUGGCCUCUGCAGACGACUACCAGUCAGCCAGCCACCUAGCGGCGGCGGCUGCAACGGACGCGGCGGGCGGCGGCAUCUCCGAGGCGGUGGCGGCGGCCGCGCGGCAGUGCCUGCACUACCGGGGCGUGCUGCCGGUGGCGGCGGGGGGCGGCGCGCGCGGCGCUCUCGCGGGCGACUCGGCGGCGCUGCACGAGGCCCUGCGAGUGGCGCACGAGCGCGGCCUCACGCGGCCAGGGGACCGGGUGGUGGUGUCCCAGUGCCCCCGCGUCCACCAGAAGCACGCGGACACCAUGCAGGAGCGCGGCGUGGUCAAGAUCCUGACCCUGGGCGCUGACGGCGUUGCGACGCGCGUCGCAAACGCAGUCCUUGACAAGGCCGGCCACGUGGUCGGGUCCGUCGAGGAGGACGAGACCGACCUGGUGUAG
Molecule: messenger RNA, 1251 nt
Organism: Monoraphidium neglectum
Lineage: Eukaryota; Viridiplantae; Chlorophyta; Chlorophyceae; Sphaeropleales; Selenastraceae
Product: pyruvate kinase
Exons: 11
Coding region: 1-1251 (416 amino acids)
Biological process (GO): glycolytic process
Cellular component (GO): cytoplasm
Molecular function (GO): magnesium ion binding; potassium ion binding; pyruvate kinase activity
Source: RefSeq, a predicted model, not a curated record